GGAGGAGUCACUUGUGUGAGGGACACCUCUCAUGCCACUAUGACUGUCGCCGCCACCAUGAACACUGCCGCCACCGUGACUGCUGCCGUGGCCAUCGUCGCCAUAGGCAUGACCGCCGGUGCCACCGACAUAACCGCCGCCACUACGGGCAUGACCGCUGAUCCCACCAACUCGUCUCCUUGUCUAAAAAUUUGCGGCGUGCUAAACUACCCACACCUGGACGUAGACAACACCACAAUUCCUUACACCAUGAGGGGCUCCAUCAUCAAGGUCCUGGAUAUAGUAACAACUAAACUUAACAUGUGCUACGAGUGGGUUCUUCCAGACUUACUCAGCUCAGGAUAUAAACUACCAAACGGGUCUUGGGAUGGAGCGAUGGGCUUGCUCACCCGCCAGAAGUGUGAAAUGAUAGGCACUGCAGUUCCUGUGAAUCAUGUGCGGUUUCAAGCUGCCGACUUCAGCACACCUCUCUACAUGGAAUACAUCGUGAUAGCUCAUCAACGUCCAGUGAUUGCGGCGGACCUCGCUGGUUUCGUGAGACCUUUUACCACUUUCAUAUGGCUCUUCAUCCUCCUAACAAUGAUUGCAGUCGGCGUGGUGAUAUUCUUUAUUGAGUGGGAAGAGAGCCUCCUCUAUCCACAACAAAGUGAUAGUGAGAGUGAUGGCGGAAAGUCGUAUGGGAGUGUGGGUCCCCUCACCGUGGCCUGGACCUCCUGCCUCUGGACGUUGGGCGCUGCUAUUGCUCACUCGUCAACUUGGUCGCCACAGAGGGACUCUGUCCGGGUUCUUUCUGGCCUGUGGCUGUUGAUGUCAGUCAUCUUGGGCAUAGUUUACCGCUGUAACCUGAAGGCGAUGCUCAUCAUGCCCAAGAUAACUUAUCCCUUCAACAGCCUCGAGGAGUUGAUGCAGACGGACAUACCUGUGUAUAUACCUGAAGGCAACUUGAUUCAUCAGUUUGUAAUAUUCGCUCCUCCAGGUUCACUGCUCCACAAGAUCAACGACCGACUCAUCACUCACUUCGAUGAGCCCCGAGCAGUACGGGACACCUCUGGCGGGAUACAAGCAGCCAUCACCACUAACUCAAUCAUGGCUCAUAUUCUGCAUACGUUAUUCUCAAUGACAAAUUCAUGUCCCAUGUAUAUUGCGUCUGAGCCUGUCUUCACGGCAGUCUCCACGGGCUUCGCUUAUGCCAAGGGAUCACCUCUCAGAGAAACGUUCGACCCCAUACUAAGAAGACUUGUGGAAUUUGGCAUCGUCCAACAUGCAUAUGAUAAUGCAGUACGGAACGGAACAGUUUGUUUUAAGCCUGAGUCCUUCACCAGACCCAACAACAGCCUUCGGCCACUGGAACUGGGAGACUUCUACGGUGUCUUCGCUGUUUAUGCCGGAGGAAUGUUGUUGGCGUCUGUGGUGCUGCUGGUGGAAGUGACUCUCAAGGGUCGCCAGAGACUCCAAGGUAAUCGUGGUGUCUAAGGUCAUACAGUACUACAACACUGACCUGAGGGUCGGUGGUGGUGGUGGUGCUGCUGCUGGAAACAUUAAAGGUUAUCUGCAUUAACGCCUCAAGUUAACACCCAACAUGAGGUAAAAUACUUUCAUGUUGUAAGUGAAUUGGAGUGAAGCAACACAUCUUCUUGGAGUAUUUUUGUAGUUCAUAAUUAACGAGGUAGAAUGCUGUUCUUUAAGAACCUUAAGUAAUGUUUCACAACAUAGUGUCAUGAACCUUACAAGAGUGAUGGCAUUAUGUAAGUUAUAAGGAUGAUUCACACAUUUUAGAUUCUCAUAUGAUGUUAACAGCAGAAGCUUUUCAGUGUUGUAUUAGAAAGCGAUGUGUCUUUAAUUUUUAUUAAUCGGGAUAUCACUAAAAUUCUGCAUGACAAAAACUGAGUGGAAUUAGAAUUUAAAAUCCGAAUGAAACUAUUAGUCAGAACAUCAAAUCUAAAAAAAAUACCAAUUUAAAUUACAUUUCUGAAUAUAAUUACCUAAAAUUAAUUCAAAUUUCCUGGAAGUGUGAAUAACAUUAUUUUUGUUAUUAUAUAUUCAUAAUUCUGAGGGAGAACUGAAAGGUGAAUUAUAAUCGACUGACUUCGUAUCUCAGCAGUGUUAGUGAAUCUGGACCCAGGACUUUUAAACUUUUAUUACAAAUUAUAUACAGUAUACCACAUCACUCUACGAACGUGGCAGAGAGUAUUUUUUGUGUUUACCCAGAACCGUUAUCUCGUCCAUUCUGAUUAUAAUGAAUUUGAGUUCUGAAUUAACUUAUAAUGAAUAUAUCUUAGCGAGAAUCACUAUUUUAACACACCUGUCACUAAUGACUACCUGUCUCUGUACUCAAUCACGUGAAAUAAAAAAAUCAACUAAC
Homarus americanus (American lobster) is the source of this 2362-nucleotide messenger RNA. Its product is annotated as glutamate [NMDA] receptor subunit 1-like. Bases 40 to 1473 code for a protein of 477 amino acids. Gene Ontology annotation, cellular component: membrane. Gene Ontology annotation, molecular function: ligand-gated monoatomic ion channel activity. The record is from RefSeq and is a predicted model, not a curated record. The transcript has 11 exons. Lineage: Eukaryota; Metazoa; Arthropoda; Malacostraca; Decapoda; Nephropidae.